Messenger RNA from Drosophila ficusphila, 2394 nucleotides. RefSeq lists its product as uncharacterized. NCBI's taxonomy places the organism in Eukaryota, Metazoa, Arthropoda, Insecta, Diptera, Drosophilidae. Bases 126 to 2096 code for a protein of 656 amino acids. The record is from RefSeq and is a predicted model, not a curated record. The transcript is spliced from 2 exons.
GGAAAAUACCGCACAAAUAUUCAGGCUUCGUUCCAAUCUUCUCAUUUCCUAGAGUCUUUCAAAGUGAUCGGACGUAUGUUUAGAAAAGCAUUGACAUUCGCCGCAACUGGAACGGAUUAGUGGCCAUGAACUUUUUGCUGAUUUUGUGCGCAUUUAGCGUGCUUCCAGCUUUUGGACGAGGAGGAGCGGUUCAGGAAACACUAGACAUUGUCCGAGUGUUAAGGGAGGUGACUAACACCAUACUCAAGACGUGGGAUCUUUUUGAAAAGAUGCCUGUGGCGGAGGUCACCGCCGCAGCUGCAAUCUACGAUAAACAGCGCCAGAUAAUAGAAAGAAUCGAGGAGGUAAACGAUCAUAUCCGGAAUUUCGAGGAGAAGCAGACCAGGGACACGGUCGUGAUCAUUAACACUCUUCUCAGAGAGAUGCAAGUUAAUUCUCAAGUGCUGCACCGGCUCAAUCAGCUAAAGGACCUCACCAAAUACAUUGAUCUUCGUCACGAUCAGCUGGAGGGCUACGAAAAUUAUACGGACAAACUGCAUCCAAGUACGCUAAUAAACUUCGCCAAAUGGAACGUGGAUCCUGGAUCCAAUUCGCUAUCCCUCUUGCUCCAACUGCUUAAUGAAUGCCUCUAUGUAGAUAAUUCAUUGCUUUCCACACCGGACUUCAAGCACUCUCUGCUAUGGGAACUAACAGCCAGUUUUGAGGCAUCUCCAGAGCAAAUGUGCUUAGCCAGGCAGUCUGCACAGCAGUUUGCUUAUCAGAUCUUCACCAAGGCCGUCUUGACGGAACUCAAAGGCUACAGCAUAAUAGAAUUCUCCUGGAUGAUACUGCGCCAAUCGGGACGUGGAAACUUCACCCAAGAAUUGCUUCUUAUGCGCGAGAGUCAUCAUAAACGCAUGGAUCGAGCAGUGGAGGUGCUUCUUUUGGUCAUGAACAACAGCAGUCGCUCUUACUGGCGCUGUGAUCCCGAAAAGGGUGGACAUGUCGAGGGCGAAACCUUUGAUCGCGUUACACGCUUCAUGCAAGGCUUCGUGGAGAACGAGGUCAACCUGAACGAGGAGAAAAGUUGCAAGGGCAGUUGCCCCGAUUACCACGAUACCCGCUCAAGCGGAUGCUAUCAGCCAGAGGAAGAGUUUUGUGGCCAACAACCCGCCUGCAAGGGCAGAAUCUACAACUGCGACCUACUCGACACGGACAUUUCAAUCUGUCUAUCAUCAAACGAUUCCAUACGACGCUACAAAUACAUAGAUUUUAAGGGCGGUGAUCAGAAUCAGCAAUGCGAUUCCCCAGAAAAAAAGCCCGCCUCCUGGUCGAGCUGGGUCUUCUGGCGGUGCCACUACUGCUUCUGCCUUUGCGAUGAACAAGGACCCAUGUCCGAUCGCUUCUUUAACCUCCGCGAUUCCAUGUCGGACUACGCGCAGAACAAAAUAGUGACUGGCAUAAAGUUCGUGAAGAAAAAUCGCGUUUUCCAUCUGCAGCUGCAGCAGAGCGAACUUCUCCCCCUCGGAUCAAUCAAUGGCAGCUCCCAGGAAUGGUUGCCGAUAGACGCUUAUAACGUAAGCGAUGUGGACAUACGCGAUGGCUACGACUACCACACCUUGACCCCUGACAGCCGAGCCCUGGAUCUAGAUGAGAUUUCAGCCAAAUCGUGGAAUGAUGUGGUCACUGGAGUUCGUUUCCGGAUUUUCAACAAACACCUCAACCUGGAGGUGCGCUUCAGUUCUUUUAAUUUCUCCUCAGGUCGCCUGAUCGAACCGCAGACAAAGAGCUAUUGGCUGGGCAAUGAUAAAUCCCAUCAUGAAGGUCAGCGUCGUAAAUUUGUUUUGAAAGAGGGUGAUUUGCCCACCAACUCGGAGUUUCCAUCGGUGCCGCUCUCCAAGAACGACCAGUACAUGGAGUUCACCAGCUCCAGCCAGCUAAAGGAUGCGGCCCAAAACGCUGUGCCUUUUGUGGAUGUGCAGGAGGUGGUGCCUGAUAUCGCAACUCCACUAGCCGGAGUGGGUAUCUACUACAAGGGGCGGCCAGGUUACGGGGGUUUCUUCGCCCCGAAAGUUAUAACUUUCGAUUUGACCAAGAGGUGGAACGCAUUUUUAUAAGUCGCAAAAAAUACAAAUUUGACGAAUUUAUUUGAUUUUUUAUAAGUUACCAAACAAAAAAAGCAAUUGUACCGAAAUGUAAGAUGUACCAUAAGGUCUACUUAAAAGAAAAAGCCUAAUCAAUCAUGAUUUAUGUUGAAGCUUGAAUAAGAGGAAUCUUUUCCUGAACAGCAGCAUUUUAAUAUUGAAUACAUGUACUAAUAAUAAAUCAGAAUCUUGCUAUAACUUUUUCAUUUAUAUUAAAAAUAUGUUAGCAGCUAAAGCCAUAUACAAUAAAAGCUGAAAAUAAAAACAAAAA